Messenger RNA from Drosophila subobscura, 743 nucleotides. RefSeq names its product mitochondrial import inner membrane translocase subunit Tim29. Gene Ontology annotation, cellular component: TIM22 mitochondrial import inner membrane insertion complex. The transcript is spliced from 2 exons. The record is from RefSeq and is a predicted model, not a curated record. The coding region runs from base 50 to 625 and encodes 191 amino acids. Gene Ontology annotation, biological process: protein insertion into mitochondrial inner membrane. NCBI's taxonomy places the organism in Eukaryota, Metazoa, Arthropoda, Insecta, Diptera, Drosophilidae.
UGUGUUUGCAAAUGCAGUCACUCUAAACAGCUAGAAACGAGCAACUAGGAUGAGUUUGAUGCGUGUGGGCGGCCGUGUGACGGCACUGCGACAGAAAUUGGGCGAUAAAUUCGUGCUGCCCGAGCGUUUCAAAGACACUUUUGUCGAGAAAUGGUUCAAAUACUGGAACGGCCUGGUGCGUGACUACUCGGAGGUGGCCAUCGGCGUGGUCAAGGAGACAUAUACCAAGCCAAAGAAGUCUCUUGCAUACGGCACCGGCAUCCUGUGCAUGUACAAAGCGGCCCAGCACAACCCCGACGACGAGGCCUUCAUGACAGUGCUGCGCCGUCAAACGAAUCGCAUGAUUAUGGUGGCACCCGAGCUACAGAAUCGCGUGUCGGCAGACUAUCUGCUUAUGCUGGAGCGUGCCAUAAACCAAAAGAAGCUGCGCUUCCUCUCGCUAGGCAUCUGCACGCUGGUCUGGGUGGAUCUCUAUGCCGAGGACGACUGCACAUAUCCAGCCAUCUGCGAAUUCACCAAAGUCGGAUACCUAAACUUCCACGAGCGCGUGAUCGAUGUGGGCUUCUGCAACGAGUUCUGGCGCCUCAAGUGGAAGAUGCGCGACUACGAUGUCAACUACCUGUGAUGGAUGGAUGGAGGGAGUAGUGCACCUCUGCCUUAGCUAGCUUUAAUACGAAAUUGUUCAUUGCUUUGUACAACUGACUAAAUGACUUCCCUGUUAAUUGUUCCCUGCAAAACGGGCC